This is a messenger RNA of Pseudophryne corroboree (corroboree frog), 6361 nucleotides long. RefSeq names its product activin A receptor type 1B (gene ACVR1B). Lineage: Eukaryota; Metazoa; Chordata; Amphibia; Anura; Myobatrachidae. Gene Ontology annotation, molecular function: ATP binding; activin binding; activin receptor activity, type I. The record is from RefSeq and is a predicted model, not a curated record. Gene Ontology annotation, biological process: protein phosphorylation; cellular response to growth factor stimulus; nervous system development. Gene Ontology annotation, cellular component: activin receptor complex; plasma membrane. Bases 122 to 1618 code for a protein of 498 amino acids. The transcript is spliced from 9 exons.
AACGCAGACUUUGCGUUCCACAGGGGGAAGGAGGCCGAGCCGUGCGGCGCGCUCCCGUAGUGCUGCUCUGUCUGGAUCGCCUGUGGUCGCGCAGUUAGUGGUCGCUGUGCGCUGGGUUGCUAUGGCGGGCGUGCUGGCCUUCUUCGUCGUCACCAUCAACGUCCUUUUACUCGGUGGCGGCCCCGGUGUGACGAACGCCCUUCUAUGUCUGUGCUCUAACUGCGUCAAAACCAACUAUACCUGUGACACAGAUGGUGCAUGUAUGGUCUCUGUUGCCAACAUAGAUGGCGUGAAACAUCAUACGCGAACAUGCAUUACUAAAACUGAACUUGUUCCUGUUGGAAAACCAUUUUACUGUCUCAGUUCAGAGGACAUCCGUAACACUGAAUGCUGCUACACAGACUACUGCAACAACAUUAACCUCUCGGUGCCAAGUGGUUACACAAAAGAUGAAACUCCAUCAGGCUGGGGCCCUGUGGAACUUGUGGCUGUCAUUGCUGGCCCAGUGUUUCUCCUUGGCGUUAUCCUCAUUGUGGUGGUAUUGUUCCACUACCAUCAGCGAGUUUACCACAACCGCCAGAGACUUGACUUGGAGGACCCAUCCUGUGAAAUGUAUCUGGCAAAAGAUAAAACUCUUCCAGACCUGAUCUAUGACCUAUCUACAUCAGGUUCUGGCUCAGGACUCCCGCUUUUCGUUCAGCGCACUGUAGCAAGGACCAUUGUCCUGCAGGAGAUCAUUGGUAAGGGACGUUUUGGUGAGGUUUGGCGUGGGAAAUGGAGAGGAGGCGAUGUGGCAGUCAAGAUCUUCUCCUCUCGGGAAGAGAGAUCGUGGUUUAGAGAGGCAGAGAUCUACCAGACUGUGAUGCUUCGUCACGAAAACAUUUUGGGAUUUAUUGCAGCAGACAACAAAGACAAUGGAACAUGGACUCAGUUGUGGCUUGUCUCCGAUUAUCAUGAACAUGGUUCAUUGUUUGACUAUUUGAACCGAUACCCAGUAAACAUUGAGGGGAUGAUAAAGCUUGCCCUGUCAGCAGCCAGUGGCCUUGCUCAUUUGCAUAUGGAGAUUGUUGGAACUCAGGGAAAGCCUGGUAUUGCUCACCGGGACCUUAAGUCCAAAAAUAUACUUGUAAAGAAGAACGGCUUGUGUGCCAUUGCUGACUUGGGUCUUGCUGUGCGCCAUGAUUCUCUUACGGACACUAUAGACAUCGCUCCAAACCAGAGAGUUGGGACAAAACGGUAUAUGGCUCCUGAAGUGCUGGAUGAAUCUAUAAAUAUGAAGCAUUUUGACUCCUUUAAAUGUGCAGACAUUUAUGCUCUUGGAUUGGUGUACUGGGAAAUCGCACGUAGAUGCAAUGCUGGAGGAUUCCAUGAGGAGUAUCAGCUUCCAUAUUAUGAUCUUGUACCAUCUGAUCCAUCUAUUGAGGAAAUGCGAAAAGUAGUGUGCGACCAGAAGUUACGACCUAACAUACCCAACUGGUGGCAAAGUUAUGAGGCUCUUCGGGUGAUGGGGAAGAUGAUGAGAGAGUGCUGGUACUCCAAUGGGGCAGCUCGCUUGACAGCUCUGCGCAUUAAGAAAACACUGUCACAGCUGAGCAUACAGGAAGAUGUGAAGAUCUAACGCCGCUACCAAUGCUCCUGAGAAAAUGUGGAAAAAUUCAUACAAGCUGCCAUGAUGUAGUACAUAAGUAUGAGGCCUACCUCAACGUUUCUUCCCAGACUUACUGCCAGUUGAACAAUGGGACCUUUUUGGUCACAAUGGAAGAGAACAGCACACUAAAUUAAUUCUAGGUUUGGGUCUGAAACAGAAACCUUUUUUUAUUAUUUUUAUCUUUUUUCCUUACUAUUUUCCUUUUUCUCAGCAUGAAGAUAUGGAAUCCGAUUCAGGUGAUUGCCGCAUUGCCUGGUCACCAGGUUGGCUCCCCCUUUCCAUCUGUGUAGGGUAAAGUCCCCGUCACAUACCUUGUCCCAAGUGGUCCAGUGCACCAGUCCAUGCUCAUCUACUGGUUCAGGUUGUAGUGAGCAAACUGAGCUGUCUCUUGGAUUUACCUUAAACACAAACAAGGAGACUCCCAUUCAAAGGAUUGUGGUUUCACGAUUCAGGCUUUGUACAGAUUGACAUUGGAGCUUGGAAGCAAACGCUACUAUCCGCAUAGACCUGCGUCCAUGCAUGUGCAGGGGUGUGUGUAGCUAUUUUUUGACAUGUGUUUUUGUAGGUGCAUACGUGUACAUGUAAGCUUGUCUGCAUGCGCCAGUGUUAAGCUCCAUGUUUUUGAGGUGUCGGUAUGUUCGAUCACCUGAGUGACACUUCAUUGUAAAGUUUGCAUACAGGGCCACUUGUCACCUUAGUUUUUUUGCGAAAACAAAGCCCAAAAUUUUCAGCUUGUUUGAUCAUAACACUAACCAUCCGCUUUCCUGAAAGAAUAGAUUCAUGCUGGCAAAACCUAUUGGCAAUAGAAUUAUUUCAAUAACAGACCCUCAGCUUGCGCUGUCCGAGUGGAUGUGAAGCGAGGAGGACAACCUGCAAAAACCCAUCAUCGUUUGUAAAUGAAUCUCAGGUGUCAAGCAUUUGCCAACAGCAGGGAUUUUAGAUGUUUGUGCUCAUUAACUAGUCCGGCAUUGGAUGGUGUCGAUCCUUUCUUGCCUGCCUCCUGGAGGAACUGAAAAGGAAGCGAGAGCUUUGUCUGCUGGCGCAGACGGCGAGGACUGCUCUGGUAUCACAAGCCAGGCUCCAGCAUACGGCAGGUUGGAAGCAAGGUUUGAAGUUGAGUGACACAUCACAUUUUAAUACAGGAUCUUAGUUGAAUGGGAGAAUUAUUUUGGUUCAGCAUCUACAGUACAAUAACUCUGAAGCCAUAACUUUUAACUGGAGUGUUUGUUUUGUUUCCUUUAUACUUAUUGUUUUACUAUGUAUGGGGAGGGGCCGGGAGAGUAGGGAUUUUAACUUUUUUUAAGUAUUUUAAUUCUUUGUAAAAAAGAGAAACAAAAAAAAAAAUCUGAAUCUCUAUAUAUAAAUAUAUACACACAUACAUAAGUAUAAAUAUUACCUCUCAGUUUAUUGUUUGUAUGGAGAUCACAACAAAACCAAAUGCGCCAAGCUAUAUUUACACUGGAACUAUUUGUACUUGUACAUGAAAUUUUCUUCUAGACGCUGGAUUGGUCCUCAUGGUCACAUGUCACGUUUUUAUAAUGCCAUGUUGUCGUUGUCUGUUUCUUCAGGUGUACACCAUUUUUCUGUGUGUAUCCUUCAGGGGUUUUAGUGACGUGUCCAAAGUUAUAUAAAUAUAUAUAUAUAUAUAUAUUCUUUUUCUGCUUUCUGUGCAGAACUGUUAAAACUCCCAGUUAUCUUGUCCGAGGUGCUUCUCAGCCUCACGCAGCUCACUAACAUACUAAUGUGGAGCUGGCUUGUGCAUUAAUGGGGUGUAUGUAAACAUAAAAGUGUUUUGGGGGAGGGGGUUGGUCUGUGUCAGUUGAGCUGUUGUAUUUGUGUAAAGCAUUUGCCAUUCUAAUACUGCUGUGCAAUUUCUAGAUGAAACAUUUUACACACAUAUAUGCAACAUACCAUGUUCCUCAGUUUUGUUUGGUAAAGAUUGAGUGACGCUCUUUGGGAGCAUCUAUUGAGAGGUACUUUGGAAGCCAUUUUGAUUACAGCAGGGAAAUGUUUUUAUUUAUCCUCUGGCAUGUAGGCUUAUUUAUUAAUAUAAUGCAGUGUGCUGUAACCCGUAGCAACCAGUCAGAGACUAUUUUCCUAGCAGUUUAUCAAAUGAAAAUGGACACCUGACUAAUUACUACACGUUUGCACACAUUGCACUGUAUUCCUAAAUAUGGCCCGUUGACUUUAAUGUAGAUGAAUGAUUACACUCUUUAGGGAGGCAUAUUACGAGUGUGAUGAAGGUAAAACAAAUCUUGCUGCAAAGCUUUCAUAACAUAACACUAUGUAUUGUGCAAUGUGUUCUAGUCCUGUCAGUAGCACAGGGGCAUCAAACUCAAGACUGGUAAAUGCCAACCAAAGUAGAUGCUCUGUAGAUAUACACUUGCACAGUAGUAGCACCUAAUGCAUUACAUGACAGAAGAGUUGUGCCCGGCCACAUUGUUGUGGCUCCAGUUUGGCAUUAAAGAAAGAACACAUGUUCUGUACCUUCUUUUAUUUUUUAUUUUAUUUUUAUAUAGAUGACUGAAUGUUCUCUGCCGACUUAACUUCUUUAUUGGUUGAAUCUUCCUUGACGUGGAGGUCUGAGAUGCAUAACAAAGGCUGCUUGUGUUUGCUCUCUUUAGGCCAACUUUCUGUGCCAACCCUCCUGUCAGCAAGAGUUCUAGCCACCAUAUUACAGUGUCUUAUGCCAUAAGCAGGUUCCUUAUCACCUUUAGAUUUUUUCAUUUUACCUUUGAAAUCUCAGUGGAUAUGCUAAACUUACAUUAUCAAUCAGAAGGCCACUUAGCCACUUGGAAGGUGAAGGCCACCAUAUAAACAUUUCUUCAUUGCUUGGUCACGUUCAUUCAGUGCCUGUAUCGUAAGCUAGACCAUACUGGGCAAUGCAACCAUCCAGCUACGUUUGAGGUAUAUUGUUUUGCCUUUUGCUGACAAAAUCUUCACUUUUCUAAGUAACAGGCACUUAUCAUCUUGGACAGUAUUCGAGGUAUUUAUCUUUUAUUUUUAAUUUUAUUUGUCCAAUGGAUACGUGCCUUUGUCAUCUAUUCAAAAUCAUCUCACCUGCACCCAUAUGGGCUUUCAUUUGAUCACAAAAUGCAUUAACUUGUAUAACCACUACAUUAAUUAUUGAGAGGUAAUCUCAGCUUUUUUUUUUCCUGUUUAAUAUCAAUGUGGAAUUAUUCAUCUCAGACUGCUGUGGAUUUUUUAAAGCAAAAUAUUGAUUUGUUAAAUCACCUUUCAUUGUAAUAAGGGCCCUUUUUAUUUUAUGUACAUAUGGUGACUAUUUUCUAGCUUUCGGCUGAUUGGUAGUUUUAGGCCAUAAGCACAUAAUUUAGUGGUGGUAGAAUCACAUUUUUUAAGUUGAAUUGUAGCAUGUAUUCUAAUCAUUUCUCAGGAUGUCCGAAAAAAUGUUUUACAGUAAUCAGAAGAAGAUAGGUACAUAAUCAACAGGGACAGCAAAGCUUCUCAUGAUUUGUAUUGUCUGCUCUGUAACAAAAGGGGUUUACACAUAACUUCCCUUUUUCUGAAGCAGUUGGGUAUACACUGAAUUUUAUGAUUGAUUGGACCGGUUUAUAUACUGGACAGGUAUGGAGUCUUUUAUCCAGUCACCCGCUAGUCAGAAAGUUCCAGAAACCAAAAAAGGAUGAGGGAAAACGGAAGACUUACAAUCAUAACUGCUGCUGGGAGAUGAUAUACAUAUUUAUAUUUAAUACAGUCACUGGGAGAAGCACUACAGAAGGGCUGGGUAAUUGUGGAAUAAGAUGAGCUUUUUGAAUGUAAUUAAUGGAUUUUAGAUAUGGUGCUCAGAAGGGGUAAUGAUAUACAGAAAACCUCAAUUCCCAAAUCUUCUGGAUAAAAGAUUCCACACGUGUAUUAUGAAAGUGAACAUGUUAAUCUUGAAAGUUGACCCAUUACUUAGAUUCAGUUGUGGGCAGUACGAAUGCUCUUAAGAAUUUAGCCAGUCAUACGUUAGAAACUAGUGACAUUACAGGGUUCCUAGUAAAUUGAUAGGCUUACGAAAAUGGCUGCCUUCAAUGUGUCUAGCCGAGUGGCACACUGAAAUCUUAAUUGCAUGACCUUCAUAACAAACAUCUGAAUUGAUGUCCAAGUUUUGGGUUAAUAUUUUUGGGAGCCAUCAGAGGUCUUCCACAGUUUUGCUGCCCUUGAUCUUAAAGAUAGUAAUAUCAUCUGCGGUGCAAAAUCGUUAUCCCUUACAGCCUAAAACAGAAGUUUAUGUAGCUGGAUGGCCUUUUCAUAUAUUUUUUAUUUCAACUGAUAUAUGUGGCUCAUACGUUAUCUUUUCAUUUUUAUAAUUUCAGCUCAAUUCAAAUGAAAUUAUGUUCUGAAGGUAACACAAGCAUGUUCCUUUUCUGGUAUAGAUAGCCAAUAUCAAUCAUAAAAUGCAGUGAAGAGCUAUUGGUUUUUAAAGCAAUCCUUCCAGAGCCGGAUGAAUGCCGUGAUGAAUUGUAGUCAGGUGCAGACAUUACCCGCCAGUGUGGCUUGGCAGUGUUGGCUCUAGAAGAGAUGAGUUUGGUACUGCUCUUAUCUACCAGGUUUUCAUUGUAUUGGAAAAGGACUGUAAAAGAACCACUUAGACACUUUACCUCCUCAGUAUGCAAAUGUAAAUACUUGUAUGAUAGAAAUUUUUUUGUUAAUAUAAAAAAAGCUGUCCAAUUUCUGCUGUACAUUAAAAAUUUUGUUUUAUUCAUGUUA